AAUAGUGAAUAAUACUAUUUUAGGUUAAUUGUUCUCCAUUAAGAUUGGUUCUGUUAAAAUAGUUUUAUUGUUUUUAAUUGAAUAAUUUAUGCAUUAUUCAAAAUGCACCGCAAAAAACGCUUAAAGUUUAACGCUUGGACAUUGAUGGUCUUUCAACCUAUGUAUAAUACACGCACUUUCUCUUUACAUAUGUACAAUGAUGUGUAAAUACAAUUAAUUUCUCUCGCUGCUUCUUAUGUUAUCAUGUUCUCAAAUGCGGUUAUCAUCUUUGAAUCAGCUGUUUUCCAUUUUAUUCAUAUUUGAUUUGUGGCUAUUAAAAUUUUUUUCUUAUUAUGUCAAUGUGCGGCGGUCUUAACUUUAAUAUAGUUUUGAUAAUUUGAUUUUUUUCUUUUGUGCGUUAAGAACGAAUCAAGGUCAAAGAAGGGAAAGCACAGUCAAAAGCGCUGCUAGACUAAAAGUGAAAGCAAAAAAUAUAUAUUAUAAAAAUGGCUCAAUUGUUAAAACAAAUUAAAUCACCGUUAAGGAAGCAAUUUCUAAAUGGAGCAGCAGUAGUAUGUCCAGCACAACUCAGCAGGUGGCAGCAUAUAAAUGCACAAAAAGAUUAUGAUUUGGUUGUUGUAGGCGGAGGAAUAGUAGGUGUAGCUUCAGCAAGACAAAUAUUACUACGACAUCCCACGCUAAAAAUUGCGAUACUAGAAAAAGAGCCGAAGUUAGCGACGCAUCAGAGUGGACAUAAUUCUGGUGUUAUACAUGCUGGCAUUUAUUAUAAACCGGGUACUUUAAAAGCGCGUCUGUGCGUGGAAGGCUUACAUUUGGCAUAUAAAUAUUGUGACGAAAAAAAAAUACCGUAUAAAAAAUGUGGCAAACUUAUAGUAGCGACUGAUGAACUUGAAGUUCAACGUCUGAAUGAUCUACAUGAGCGUGGUAUGAAAAAUGAAGUACCGGAUUUACAAAUGAUUGAUGGUCCGAAGAUUUCCGAAAUUGAACCAUUUUGCCGUGGUGUUAAGGCACUAUGGAGUCCACAUACAGGUAUUGUAGAUUGGGCACUUGUUACUGAAUACUAUGCGAAAGACUUUAAGGACGCCUCCGGAGAUAUAUAUUUAAAUUUUAAGGUUGACAAGUUCACUGAAACUAAAGAUGGUAAUGCUUCCGAUUAUCCUGUCACGAUAUUAGGAAACAAACCACAUCAAAAGAUACGUACACGUAAUGUUCUUACCUGCGGUGGUCUUCAAUCUGAUUUACUAGCAGAAAAAACUGGUUGCCCGCGUGCACCACGUAUCGUGCCCUUCCGUGGUGAAUAUCUGCUGUUAGCGCCAGAGAAAUGCCAUAUGGUACGUGGAAAUAUAUAUCCGGUACCAGAUCCACGUUUUCCCUUCUUAGGUGUACAUUUUACACCACGCAUGGAUGGAAGUGUUUGGUUAGGACCAAAUGCUGUGCUCGCAUUUAAACGUGAGGGAUAUAAAUGGAGCGAUGUCAAUCCUGUUGAACUUUUUGAUGCUCUACGUUAUCCAGGUUUCGUUAAAAUGGCUUCUAAGUAUAUAUCAUUUGGUUUAGGUGAAAUGUCUAAGUCCGCAUUUAUACCGUUGCAAAUGAAAGCCUUACAACGAUAUAUACCAGAAAUUACAGAAUACGAUGUUAGUCGUGGGCCAGCUGGUGUUCGAGCACAAGCCAUGGAUAUGGAUGGAAACUUAGUCGAUGAUUUCGUAUUUGAUCGUGGUGUUGGUUCGGGAGCCUUAGCUAAGCAAGUUCUACACUGCCGCAAUGCGCCUUCUCCAGGUGCCACAAGCAGCUUGGCUAUUGCAAAAAUGGUGGCCGAUACUGUUGAAGUAGAAUUUAAAAUUGGCAAAGUUUAAUUAGAGUUUGGCUUUAGACUCUCUCUACACCGACGCAUCAAACUAGUUUCAUUUGUUUUAAUGAGGGAAACUAGUUUCGAAACGCAUUAUUAUAAUAUCGUGCAAUAUGUUUUUUAAUUUGUAUAGAAUUUUUCUUUUCGUAAUUAAUGCACACUCCUUUUUAUAUGUUGUGAAUGUAUUUUCUGAGUUCUUAUUUUAAAAGUUGCAUAUUUGCAUUGCUAUCUUUUCGAUCUCAAUGUAUACGCAAUAACCGAUUUUUGAACUAGUUUAGUCGGUGUGAACAUCACAUUUCAUUAAAACACUUUAAGCGAAUAUAAACGCGUUUAAUGUGUUGGUGUGGACACAGCUUUAGUGUUUGUAAUUUUCUAUUUUCUACUUUUGUAUAAAAAAAUUAUUUGUAAUAUUUUUUGUUUUUUUUUUUGCAAAUGUAUUUCACGAGUGCCUCCUUUAAUGUGUUAUUUUAGUUUAAUUCGUACUGUUUAAUUAGUUAAUUUUAAUGUUAAAUUUUGUUAAAAUAAUUUGUUCUUUGAUUUUGUCUGCACGCUUACAUAUAUUGUUAAUAUGUAGUUGUGUGUUUGUUAAAUUGUUUUUAAUUCAGUUUUUGUUUUAUUUUCUAUCGCCAAAGACUUUGACUUUCAUGUUUGAUUUUUGUUAUUUUGUAUCUAACUUAUUUUUAUUAGUAUUCCAAAAUAUUAUUCGGAUAUAACUAAAAAAACGUGAUACCAAACUUUCGAAUAAUAUAAUUAAGGUUUCAAAGGCUUCCAAAAAAUACAAUGUUUUGGAAUAAUAAUAAAAUUAUAAUGUUGAU
Messenger RNA from Teleopsis dalmanni, 2661 nucleotides. RefSeq names its product L-2-hydroxyglutarate dehydrogenase, mitochondrial (gene L2HGDH). The transcript is spliced from 5 exons. Lineage: Eukaryota; Metazoa; Arthropoda; Insecta; Diptera; Diopsidae. The record is from RefSeq and is a predicted model, not a curated record. Gene Ontology annotation, molecular function: (S)-2-hydroxyglutarate dehydrogenase activity; (S)-2-hydroxy-acid oxidase activity. The coding region runs from base 486 to 1853 and encodes 455 amino acids.